AUGGCUGCAGCCGAGGCGAUUCGACCCGAAGUCCCCACUAAACCGCAUCUAAAUGAUUCUGAAGGCGAUGAAUACCCGAAGGAGUACUUCUUCAAGCAUGAUCAGAUUGUUUCAGCGUUGCUGCCACUGAAAAAGGACGCUUCGGAAAGCGUUUCUCGUCUUUUUAGGUAAGAAUUUAUAUUUUUUUGAUGAAGGAUAAUUUAAUUGGUAUUAUUUUUGAGGAAUUUUGUGUUUUCCCGAAAGCUCAGGGUCUGUUCAUUCUAAAGAUAUACAAAUCGUCAUGAAAUUCUAUUAAAAAUCGAGGUCUUUGACCAUUUUUGUUAUGUUACCCAUGAGAUUUUGAUGUCUCUUCUAGUUUUGCUCAUAUCUCGAUGAGUUUUCAGUCAAAUCGCCCGAUUUCCCCCUCAUUUUGUGGCUAAAGUGCUGUAGCAUUUUUUAAAACACGCUUGACUUAACUGUUCGUUGUUUUAGAACCAAGGCUGGCGAUCUUCCGGAACCAGCUCACAUAGCAACGGAACGAUUCGAAAAUCUCUUCAUUUUGCCUCCAGCUGAAACAUUCGAGGCUUCAGAGCCCCAUGUUACUUGUGCCUACUCUGUUUGGGUCACUCCUGAAGAUGCGCCGAGAUAUCAGGUGAGAUUUUGGAAAAUUUAUAUUAUCCAUGAUGGGUAAUGUAAUUUUUUGUUAUUUUUUGCGCUGUUUUUAAUUAAAGGUGGUUUGAAAAGUUGUAUAGAGCCUUGCUAAGGUUUGUUGUUUGAUUUUUUCCACAGAAUUUUUAUUUUUUUCUGUUUAUCCAUCAUGGAUAAUAUAUUUUUUAGCUAAUUUUUCGUAGUUUUUUGAUGGAAGGUGGUUUGAAAAGUUUUCUGAAGAUGAAUAAGGGUUGAUUCUUGGAUUUUUUUUUAGGAGAAGCGCACAUUAGACUUUAUUUUCCGCGAUCAUGUCUCAAAAACUGGACGGCACGAUACGGCCAAGGAAUUCUUUGUUGGGGUGACUGGCUCCAAGUCGCGGGAUGCCGUGACUUUUUUGAUCAACGCCCUCUUGACUCUUCGCGAUCUCCCCGCCGACCAUAUCAAGUUUCUGGACGUGACGGUGAAGCGGGUCUCAGCUGAUGCCGUGGUGACUGUGCCGGCUUCCAAGGACUGCGAAACUGACGAUGAAGUGGAAGAUGUGAUGGCCGGACAUGUUCAGACCAUGUUGGAGUACGCCUACCCGAACGCGCUGACUUUUGAGGCGAUUGUGGAGGAUUUGCGAUGCGAGCCGGAGACAGUCGCCGCUUUUGUUGAUGAACUGAUCCAAAAAGGAAUUGCAGAACGUCUGGAGAGCGGGGAAAUCAUCAGAGUCAACAAUUUCGCUCGUAAGCGUUCUGUUUGCGUCUAAAAAUGCUUGAAAUUUGGGCUGCCCUUCUUCGGGGGAGAUUUUAUUUGAGGCAGAUCGGGUAUCGCGCCAAUAUUUAUAUCAAAUGUUUCAAAAUUGGUUAACUAGCUAGCCAAUGGGUUAUUCUGUGUUCACACCGGAGGAUAGGCCGCUCAUGGCCAAGCUCGCGACCUACGGUGAAGGACCUGAUCCAGUGGCAAAAAACAUUUCAUUUUGCAUCCGGGAAGUUUGAAAAAAUAUAGCAAAAUGCCUCCCCCGUGAAGCGAAAAAACGUCUUUUUGAAUUUCCUCACAGAAAGAGCGGUUACGCUUUUAUUUUGCUACAUUUUGUGAUACUUCCUGGAUGCAAAAUGGCACGUUUUUUGCCACGGGAUCAGGUCCCCACUGUAGCCGUGAACGAGGUCAAGGAGGUUGUCUAAAAUUGCCCGAAAAUGAUUUCAAUGCUUGACUAUGAUGGUCAAGACACUUUCUUUAGGUUAGAUCGUCACCAACCUCACGACCAAGGUCGUGACAACAUUCAUUUUGGUUGUGACCUGACCUUACUGAACUGCCACAACUGUCUGGAACAGCUAGCAACAUUAUUUUCAGAGGAUUUUGGAGAUUAAUCGUGACAAGCCCAUGACCUACAUCCACCUUGAACACGGAUGUCAAAAAUGUUCUUAAAAUAGCUAAAAGCUAGGUCACGAUUAAUCUCCGAAAUCCUCUGAAAACAAUGUUGCUAGCUGUUCCAGACAGUUUUGGCGCUUCAGUUGGGUCAGGUCACAUCCAAACUGACUGUGGUCACGACGCACGUCAAACUGAGAUAAGCUAAAACAGUCCGGUGAAUGGAUUGGCAAUCUGCCAAAAAAAGACGUGAAAACACGUUUUGUCGGGGAAGAAAUGGGGAAUUUUUGGGGCGAGAGAGUACGUUUUUGCGUGCCUUUUUUCUCUCUUUCUCUGCGAAAUCAAGACGAAGUGUAAAAAACCGAUAGCGAAGUGUCUAUUCCGGUCACCGGACUCCUCAGUUUGACGUGCGACGUUGGUGGUGAGCUCGGUGACGACCUGACGUAAAGAAAGUGUCUUAACCAUCAUUGUCAAGGAUUGAAAUCAUUUUCGGGUAAUUUUAGGCAACCUCCUUGACCUCGGUCACGGCCUUGGUUGUGAGCUUGGUCAUGAGCGACCUAUCCUCCGGUGUGAGCACAGGAUAACCCCUUGACUAUCUUGUGAAUCAAUUGUGAAACAUUGGAUAUAAAUAUUGGCGCGAUACCCGAUUUGCUCCAAUUGAAAUCUUCCCUGAAUGAAAUGUUGCAAAAAUUUGACAAUAAUUUGAUUGCUUUUUGACUUUUUUAUAUUACACUUGAUGUUGUAGAUGUGGGAGAGACGAAAUUCUCGAAAGCAGUCAAGGAAAAGCCCCCGACAAUCGCGAUAGUGACCUGUUUGUUCGUCGAGAACCUUGCGGUUUCGUCGUGCGUCGAAAAUGCGAACACUUUGCACAUGUACAACUUGAACGGCGACUCCAAUGUCUACACAAUCGGCAAUAUCGGACCGCACCGAGUGGUGGUGACGAAACUGCCGAUCAUUGGCGAUAGCAGAGAGGCUACGAUUAGCUCAGGAUCGGUGACAACACGAUUACUGGGCAAUUUCCAGGUGAAUUUUGAGGAUUUACAUUAUUCAUGAGGUCUAAAUGGGGAAAAUUUAUUUUUGUUGUGAAAUUUCUUUAAUUUUUUCAUUUCAAAAUGCCUUUCAGGCCGUAGAACACGUCAUUAUAGUGGGAGUGGGCGGCGGAGUCCCCCACUACACCGAUCCCGAACAACACGUCAAGCUGGGCGAUGUUGUAGUCAGCUCGACUUCGAAUGGAAAACACCCGGCUUAUGUGUACGGAAACACAAUUGUAAAGGACAGAAUCAGUGGCAAAGUUACAGGCCUCACAGCACAUAGAUCGUCACCGAAGAAAGAAGUUUUUGUCGAAUUGCUAAAGGAAAAGUACGAUUUUCGAAAAAAAUUUGAACUGCACUGUACGAAUUUUUGAUUUUUUGCGUUUACAGUGAACUUUUAAGGGCUAUAGAGUUCGGGAAUUUUUUGUAGAGGUCUUCAGGGGUUAAAAAAAUUUUUUUGUGGUUUUUGUUUGGCACUUUUUUUUUAUUCCGCACUGUGCGACGGUUUUUAAAAUUUACGCACAGUGCAGUGAAUAUACAUAUUUUUUGAAUUUUUUGCACAGUGCAAAGGAUUUUUGGGAUUUUUAACGAAUGAAAAUUAUUUUUUAAGGUGCUGAGAGUAUUCAAAAAAUUUUUGAGUGGUAAAUUUUGCAAUCAUUCAUCGUACCGGGCGAUAUUUUUUUGAAAUUUUCGCACUGUGCGAUUGGUUUUUUUUUGGAAAUAAAAUUUUUUUUUUGAUCUUUUUCAGAUCCAAAGACAUUCAAAAGAAAUGGCACAAGUAUGCCACCGAGCUAAUCGACCGCCUGAACGCCGAAAAACAACAGGAAAAUGAUUUUAAUCGACCACCCCCGGAGCUGGACGUGAUUGCACUGGAAAGCGGCGACAACGACGCCAUUGUCGUCCCCCAUCCGAAUGCCGACCGCACCGAGCCCGCAUGGCACACCGGCACCAUUGCGUCGAUGCUCAGAUACGCACCGCCGAUUGUGCUGGACGAAAACGACAAACCAAUCCCGCAGCCGUCGGCCCAAGCCCUCCGAAACGGAUUCCUCUCGGAGUUCAACGCCCGAGCCUUUGAUGGCGGCUUCGACUCGGUGAUACAGUCGAUUGUGGGCAACUGCAUCGACUCGUACGCUUUGAUUCGGUGCGUGGCGGAUUAUCAUAACGGAUCGACCAGAAUUGCCAGGCCUUGGCAGGUAAGGAGGGAUUUUGAAGGGAAAAUUUGUGGUUUUUGGGAGGGAAAAGGGUUUGGAAUUGUGGGAAAAAGAAUGGAGAGUAAAUUUUGUGAAGGGAAAUAUAUAAAGUUGGCUGGAUUUUUACUUAAAUUUUGAGAAAUAGCGAAAUUUUUGAGAUUUUUAAGACCUUGGCAGGUAAGGAGAGGAUUUUGAAGGGAAAAUUUGUGGUUUUUGGGAGGGAAAAGGGUUUGGAAUUGUGGGAAAAAGAAUGGAGUGUAAAUUUGGUGAAGGGAAAUGCAUAAAGUUGGCUGGAUUUUUACUCAAAUUUUGAAAAAUAGCGAAAUUUUUGAGAUUUUUAAGACCUUGGCAGGUAAGGAGAGGAUUUUGAAGGGAAAAUUUGUGGUUUUUGGGAGGGAAAAGGGUUUGGAAUUGUGGGAAAAAGAAUGGAGUGUAAAUUUGGUGAAGGGAAAUGCAUAAAGUUGGCUGGAUUUUUACUCAAAUUUUGAAAAAUAGCGAAAUUUUUGAGAUUUUUUGGAACAUUUUUAGUUUUGAGGGGAUUUUGGUGUAAUAAACCUUGUUUUUUGAGGGGAAAAUUAAUGAUUAGUAAAAGAGCAGAGUUUUUAGAUCACGAUUCAUUAAUUUUUUGCCUGAAAAUGUAAAAAUUUUGAGAGUUUUUUCGAAAUUUUUUCCAAUUCAAAGAAAAUUUUUGAUUUUUGGUCCAAAAGGGAUAUUUUUUGCUCAUGAAUUUGUUCCCAUUCCAUGCCCUCACACCUUUGAAUUUUUAACCUACGCUUUUCUAUUUUUUCCCCCCAGCUGUACAACCGAAAACAGGGCUAAUUUACGAUUAAUUGCCGAUUUCAUCACGCAUUUUCAGGCCUACGCCGCCGCCAACGCUGCCGCCUUCACAAAAGCCCUCUUGGAAUCUCUGCCAGUCCAAAAAUAA
Molecule: messenger RNA, 5120 nt
Organism: Bursaphelenchus xylophilus (pine wood nematode)
Lineage: Eukaryota; Metazoa; Nematoda; Chromadorea; Rhabditida; Aphelenchoididae
Source: the annotation of a GenBank genome assembly